AUGCCUGAACGUAAUCUCCCUGCCAGUGCUGUGGUGGUAGGAUGUUAUUUGACAGCAUGUGAGCGCCUUAAUAUCAAUGAUACAAUCGGGAUGGAACUAACUGACGACCAGCCAGAUCGAGGCUUGCUCAAGGUAUUUAUUGCUCAAUUGAGACAACAUCAUGACUUACACUCUCUUUGUUAUAGCUGUCUGUAUCCUUCGUCCGCUACACCCUCACGAAUCGACAAUUUCCAUCGCGGAAUUGAUAAACGACCCGAUUUUGAUCAAGAUGUUCAAACAUGA
Messenger RNA from Didymodactylos carnosus, 282 nucleotides. Lineage: Eukaryota; Metazoa; Rotifera; Eurotatoria; Philodinida; Philodinidae. The record is from the annotation of a GenBank genome assembly.